This is a messenger RNA of Lactuca saligna, 333 nucleotides long. The record is from the annotation of a GenBank genome assembly. NCBI's taxonomy places the organism in Eukaryota, Viridiplantae, Streptophyta, Magnoliopsida, Asterales, Asteraceae.
AUGUUAAACAUUAAACCCAACCAAAAUCUCAUAGUCGACCUUAACAUAUCUCACUAUAACGCCGUGAUUAAGCCUUUAAUCGAGUGUCUGAGAUUUUCACCAUUGAUGAAGGCGAUGACAAUGUAUGAAGUUGUUCUUCUUGUUCAUUUUUCUAAAGCUUAUUCAACGACCAUCUACAACAAGAUCGGGGAAAUCAUUAACUUUGAAGUUUCAAGCCAGAAAACUUCGAUAAGGAAAACCAGUUUCUGCAAACUGCUAGGGCUUGUUUCCUUUGACGUAGGUGUUGAUCCUGAGUCCAUUCCGAUAAGAAGCUUGAUAGAUAUGUUCUUUUAG